AUGGUGCGAAAGAGUAAAAGAUUGCGUCCUGGAAAAAAUGCUACACGUACCACACCAGUGAGCCUACCUGUAAAAACAUGUCCCUGUACAUGUGACACAUCAGAUGAUAGUGUUUCUGAUGGCGGUGGAGCCCCUCUUCUCAGGAGUACCUCCAAGACUUCAGCUGAGCUACCUGACAAAGAGAAAACAGGGACCACCGACAGUACUAAAUACCAGGGUCUCAUACCUGACAAGCGUCCCAUGAAAGCACCCCGGAGAAAUCUGUUGAGUACAGAACACUUACCCAUAACAGUAGAAGUAGCACUGAAGGAACACCCUACGGAUGCUGACGAUGCCUUCCUCUCAGCAAUCGUCCCAUCUGCCGCUCUGCCUGACGAAGAAGAAGACGACAACAAAGUUUCAGAUCUUGGGAGGAGCAGAUAUGUUGGUCUCAUACCUGAUAGCCAUGUCACCACACCAGAAUCACUCCGAGAGGCAUUCCUAGAUGAUGUGCUUCCAAUGACAGUGGAGGCCGAGACCCCACAGGAGGACACCAAUUCCUUGCACUGAUGC
This is a messenger RNA of Strongylocentrotus purpuratus (purple sea urchin), 552 nucleotides long. RefSeq lists its product as uncharacterized. The coding region runs from base 1 to 549 and encodes 182 amino acids. NCBI's taxonomy places the organism in Eukaryota, Metazoa, Echinodermata, Echinoidea, Camarodonta, Strongylocentrotidae. The record is from RefSeq and is a predicted model, not a curated record. The transcript is spliced from 3 exons.